Molecule: messenger RNA, 381 nt
Organism: Macrobrachium nipponense
Lineage: Eukaryota; Metazoa; Arthropoda; Malacostraca; Decapoda; Palaemonidae
Product: CCHC-type zinc finger nucleic acid binding protein-like
Exons: 2
Coding region: 1-381 (126 amino acids)
Molecular function (GO): nucleic acid binding; zinc ion binding
Source: RefSeq, a predicted model, not a curated record
AUGGCAGAGCGAGCGGUUGAUAGGAGUGUUAGAGCAAGUAAUUUAAGUGUAGUUAACCUUAGAGAUUGGAGUGCAAUCAUUGGAAGAGUAGGGUCCGUUAGUCGUGAAAGAGAACAGCAGUGUUAUAGAUGUGGAAAGCAAAGAAAUAAGAAGAAUGUGUGUCGGUGGGCAUUGGAAGUGUGUUUCGGGUGUGGGCAGACGGGUCAUAUAGUGAGUGAUUGUGUUAAUUGUGCAAAGAAUGGUCAUUAUGCUAGGAUGUGUAAAGAACCACUGGCAAAAUGUGUUGAAUGUGGGAUGGAAGGUCAUGUAGUGAGUAAUGGAUGUACAAGUUACAGAGUGAGUGUGAAAUUAGGAAAUGUAACAAGGAGGUACGAGGAAUAG